AUGGCCGGCAUUGUCAACACACCUCUUUCUAUCUUCCGCAGACCAGAGUCCCCUAAGCCUUUACACUCGCGUUGGGGUGAUGUGGCCAUCUCCGUCCCGACGGAGGGCUCAUGGAACCAAUACGAAAACCCUCAUCGGGUUCCCCGGAGACAUGCUUAUGGGCCUGGUUUUGUUCCAGACUGCUCUCCUAUCGACCGGAAACUUCGCCAAGUAAGCGAGGAAGAUGACGAAGAUAACAAAAGCACCUCAACGGGCUCAACUAUACCUCGUCGCAACUCUUUGUCUCUGGGUACACUGUGCCCCAGUCGGCUCUCAGUUCGAUUGGCAUCUCGCCCCAAACAACUGAGAGGGGAAACCCCCAUGGAGCGAGGUAGCCAAACAGAGCAAAAGAAGUCUGAAUUUGCAUAUAAGCCGAUCCAACAGGAUUAUCCGAGUGAAGUCUCUGAGACCUCUAGCCAGAACACUCCACGGUACCGGUAUAUCCCCGCUAGUGCGCGUUACCUGGAUGAUAUUCCCAGCUCUCCUCGAAGCCAAUCAGCAAGGUCCUGUCGCAGCUCUCAAGUUCGACGAGGCUCAUUCUCGGAGUCUCAAGAGAAUGGAGAACACGACCGUGACUAUACUUCGAGAACGCAAGCUCCUUCGCGGGCCAGUUCACGCCAGGAAGAUGACCGACGCAGCCUGCAAUCCAGCUUGGGCGAUAGCUCUGAUGGUGCAGGGUCCCGGCUUAGUUUUGGAUUGCCGCCCAGGCGGAGGACUUCUCCGUUUGUUGCGGCGAAUCGGAAGAGAUCGUCGUCUUUGAAGCCUAUGACUUUGGUGAUGGUUCCUGAUCCUGAGGACCUUUACUAG
Messenger RNA from Penicillium cinerascens, 846 nucleotides. RefSeq lists its product as uncharacterized. The coding region runs from base 1 to 846 and encodes 281 amino acids. Lineage: Eukaryota; Fungi; Ascomycota; Eurotiomycetes; Eurotiales; Aspergillaceae. The transcript has a single exon. The record is from RefSeq and is a predicted model, not a curated record.